This is a messenger RNA of Dromaius novaehollandiae (emu), 2127 nucleotides long. RefSeq names its product suppressor of cytokine signaling 3 (gene SOCS3). Gene Ontology annotation, molecular function: 1-phosphatidylinositol-3-kinase regulator activity. Gene Ontology annotation, biological process: phosphatidylinositol phosphate biosynthetic process; intracellular signal transduction. NCBI's taxonomy places the organism in Eukaryota, Metazoa, Chordata, Aves, Casuariiformes, Dromaiidae. The record is from RefSeq and is a predicted model, not a curated record. Bases 1 to 942 code for a protein of 313 amino acids. Gene Ontology annotation, cellular component: phosphatidylinositol 3-kinase complex. The transcript has 2 exons.
AUGAAUGAGGAGCGGGAGGGGGCGGCCGCGCUGCCCGGAAUGGGCCGGCGGUGCCUGGCGGCGAGCCGAGCCGGGCCGAGCCGGGCGGGGCGCGGGAGGGCGCCGGGAGCGUUACAAGAAGCCGCGCAGUUCCAGGAACCCGAGGGCGGGCUCUGCGCCCGCUAUAAGAGGCCUCCCCGGGCCGCCCCGGCAGCUCCGCCGCCGCGCACCGAGCCCGCGCCCCGCCGCCGGCCCCGGCUCCGCGCCCCAGGUGAUGGUGUAGCAGCCGCUGCCGCCGGCAGCAGCAGCCCGCGCGCGAAGCUGGCUCCCUGCGCCAUGGUCACCCACAGCAAGCUCCCCGCCGGGAUGAGCCGUCCCCUGGACACCAGCCUGCGCCUGAAGACGUUCAGCUCCAAGAGCGAGUACCAGCUGGUGGUGAACACCGUGCGCAAGCUGCAGGAGAGCGGCUUCUACUGGAGCACGGUGACGGGCGGCGAGGCCAACCUGCUGCUGAGCGCCGAGCCCGCCGGCACCUUCCUCAUCCGCGACAGCUCCGACCAGCGGCACUUCUUCACGCUCAGCGUCAAGACGGAGUCGGGCACCAAGAACCUGCGCAUCCAGUGCGAGGGCGGCAGCUUCUCGCUGCAGAGCGACCCGCGCAGCAGCCAGCCCGUGCCCCGCUUCGACUGCGUGCUCAAGCUGGUGCACCACUACAUGCCCCCCGCCCCCCGCGCCGUGCCCGAGCAGCCGGGGGCCGCCCUGCACCCCAGGCGCGCCUACUACAUCUACUCGGGCGGCGAGAAGAUCCCGCUGGUGCUCAGCCGCCCGCUCUCCUCCAGCGUGUCCUCCCUGCAGCACCUCUGCCGCAAGACCGUCAACGGGCACCUGGACUCCUACGAGAAGCUGACCCAGCUGCCGGCGCCCAUCAAGGAGUUCCUGGACCAGUACGACGCCCCCCUCUAAGGGGCCGCGGGGGGGUCACACGACAAGCACAAGGGCGGGGGACAGGCACAACCGCCCACCGGAGCGGGAACUCGCAGGGCGCCAGGAGCCUCUCCCUCCGGGAGGAGCGAGGAGGCGGAUGGACGGAUGGAUGGACGGACGGAGGGACGGACGGACGGAGGGACGGAGAGCCGCGGGGACCCCGGGGCGCUGCCUGCGCCGGGGGGGCUCCCCGAGGAGGCGCGACGCCCGCUCUGCGCGGGGGAAGGAGACCGCUAGGGCCGGACCGUGGAUGUUACAGCGCGCCCGGCCCGGUGGCCGCCCCGCCGCGGCUGGGGACGGCAGGGCACCCGCAGCGGCACCCCAGGGGCCGGGCGGCCGCGGAGCAGCACGGCGAGGCGUGCUCCCACCCGCCCCAGCCCGGCGUUGCGCUGGCGACAGCCCUCUUCUGCCGCCAGAGAAUAAAAAGCACUGGAAUCCAGCUAGUGCCUGACCGCUUUUCCUCCGUUUUAAGGGGAAAGUGUUUUUUGCCUGUACCGUAAUUUACCUCUUGCUGCCUCCUUGUGGGUGGAAGCUCCUUUCGCACCAGGCCCCGGACUCGGCGGUCGCUGCCUUUCUCCCCCUCGCUGCCGUUUUCCAGGGGACUAAGCCUUAAAAUUCUCCCUGUCCCGCGCUCUGGGUUACUGCACACUCGGUGACGCCGGGUAACGCUCCCGGCAACGAGCCGCGAAUCCGGAGGGGAAACAGCGAGUCCCGACGCCAGCGAGUCCCGCGCGACCACGCGGGCGACGUCGCUGCUGGACCGUCAUUCCCGAGCGUCGCCCCCGCCUCUCCCAGCGGACGCCGACCCUGUCCCUGCCGGCGGCCGGGACCCUGGCGCUUCGGGCCGCCCGCGGGAACGCAGCGACGGGAGCAUCCCCGGGGACGCACCGCCUCGCCAGCGCUCCUCUGCCCGCCUGGAGAAGCAGUUGGGUUUUUCUGCUUUUUUUUUCUUUUUUUAACCAAAAGGGAUGUUUACAGGCCUACAUGAAUCACUGUCUUUUAUAAAGAUUCCAUCUUCACCUCCAGCCUCGAGGGCUGAGCAAAACCAUGCUUGAAAAGUUCAACCAAAACGAAACUCAGAUGAAACUUUGCACAUAUUUAUAUUUAUAUUCAGAAAGGAAAUGUUUCCAUAAUUUAUAAUAAAGAGCACUAUUUUUUAAUGAA